Molecule: messenger RNA, 1683 nt
Organism: Knipowitschia caucasica
Lineage: Eukaryota; Metazoa; Chordata; Actinopteri; Gobiiformes; Gobiidae
Source: the annotation of a GenBank genome assembly
AUGCCACGGAGGAAGCGGACAGCAGGCAGCAGCUCGGACGGCACGGAGGACUCUGACUUCUCAGCAGAGGAACCAGCUGAGGUGGUGCGCAGACGCAGCAGCACACGUCUAACUCGAGCAUCUCUCCGUCUCAGUCGGAGCUCCCAAGAUACACAAACUUCAGACCGCAAAGUCCGGAGCAGCUCUCCAGUGGCACCAAAUGAAAGCCGGAGAGAAUCAGUUGCAGCAUCCAUUUUCACAUCUGGACGCAGAAUCACACGCAGCCAGUUGGGGGCAGCAAAUGCCACAGCCAAGAAGUACCCACUGCGCCAAAGCAGAUCAUCAGGCUCAGACACUGAGACAAACGAGUUAAAACAUGGGGCAGACCGAGAUGAGAGUCCUCCUCGGACCCCCACUGGUAACACCCACUCAUCUGAGUCCGACAAUGAGGUUUCCAGUCCUGCGAAUGACAUCACUGAGGAUGAGAGGUUGGCCAAGGAGCUGUCACUCAAAGAGGCUGCGGCCCACGACCUGUCCCAUCGACCCAAAAGACGACGCUUCCAUGAAAGUUACAACUUCAACAUGAAGUGCCCGACUCCAGGAUGUAACUCACUGGGUCAUCUAACUGGAAGACACGAGAGGCAUUUCUCCAUAUCCGGAUGUCCUCUUUAUCACAAUCUGUCUUCUGAUGAAAGCAAGGGCAAAGCUACAGUGCGAGACAAGCAGGCGGAGGAAAGGGCGCUAUCACACCGUCAGGACGAGAACAGGCACUCCACAAGAAGCCAGGCGCCUUCGGACCGUCAGUUACGCUACAAAGAAAAAGUGACAGAGCUCAGACGAAAGAAGAGCACUACUCCAAACAAGGAGCACAAAGACAAGCACAUUGAUCAUCGUCCGAGCCACGCCAGCUGCAGAGAACCUCUUUUGGAGAACAUCACCAGUGACUAUGACCUGGAGCUGUUCAGGAAGGCACAAGCCCGAGCCUCAGAGGACCUGUGUGUCUUCUCACAGGAAAAGCUGCGACUUGCAGGCCAUGUGUCUGAGGGCGGCAACAUGAUAAAGACCAUAGUGUUUGGUCGAUACGAGCUGGACACCUGGUAUCACUCCCCUUACCCAGAAGAGUACGCUCGUCUGGGGAGGCUCUACAUGUGCGAGUUCUGCCUCAAAUAUAUGAAGAGUCAGACCAUUCUGCGCAGACACAUGGCCAAAUGCGUGUGGAAGCAUCCUCCAGGUGACGAGAUCUACAGAAAGACCAAUAUCUCUGUGUUUGAGGUGGAUGGCAAAAAAAACAAGAUUUAUUGCCAGAACCUGUGUCUACUGGCCAAGCUUUUCCUGGAUCACAAAACUCUAUAUUACGACGUUGAGCCAUUUCUCUUUUAUGUUAUGACCGAAGCAGACAACACAGGCUGCCAUCUUAUCGGCUAUUUCUCCAAGGAGAAGAACUCUUUUCUGAACUACAACGUGUCAUGUAUCUUGACCAUGCCUCAGUACAUGCGGCAAGGCUACGGCAAGAUGCUCAUUGACUUCAGUUACCUCCUGUCUAAAGUCGAGGAAAAGGUGGGGUCCCCGGAGCGGCCCCUGUCGGACUUGGGCCUCAUCAGCUACAGGAGUUACUGGAAGGAGGUUCUACUGCGAUAUCUCAACAACUUCCAGGGCAAAGAAAUCUCCAUCAAAGGCCCACACGAAGAAGAAUUGAUGAGUUAA